GGACGUUCUCUCUCAUUUUUGAGGUUGUGUCGUCCGAAACAGUUUUGAUCACGCUGACGGUUUGUGUUAUAAGACUUUUUCACUAUCAGAAAUGGCUGAGGCGAUGCGUCAAACUGUAGCUGCGAUGCUCAAAGGCAUCGAAAGGUACAACCCGGAAAACCUCACGACUUUAGAAAAGUAUGUGGAGAUACAAUCGAGAGAGAAUGCUUACGAUUUGGAGGCAAAUUUGGCUGUGCUAAAACUUUACCAAUUAAAUCCAGCACGAUUCAACAUGGAUAUCGCGUGUCAGAUACUGCUCAAGGCGUUGACCAACCUGCCACACACUGACUUUGUACUGUGCAAGUGCUUGCUCAGCGAGAAACUUAUGUCGGAUAGUCCAAUUAAUCAAAUCAUGUAUUUGGGAGAUAUUUUGGAACGAUGCGAUUUCCAACAUUUUUGGGAUAGAGUGUUAUCCAUGGCAGAGCUGUGUGAAAGGAUCGUAGGUUUCCAGGAUUCAAUAAGAAAGUUUGUGUGUCACGUAGUAGGGAUUACGUUUCAAACGAUAAGCAGACAACUCUUGGCACAAUUGCUUGGUGAUGUGGAUGAUGCAACAUUGAAACAUUGGGUCAAGAAAUAUGGUUGGAAAGAAGAGAAUAAAUCGAUCAUCUUUGUUGCAAAUCAAGAUGAGAACAUCAAAACUAAAAAUAUUACUGAAAAGAUUGACUUUGAGAAUGUGGCAGGUUUAAUGGCCGCUUGUCUGUAAUGAUAUAAGUAAAUAUCUUUUAACAAAAUAUAAAAUUAUCAAUAUUAAUCAAUUUAUUAAAAAAUAUUUCAUUUAUUAAUUACUCUAUUAAAAAUAUUUUUUAACAAAUUGAUUGUGUCUAUUUCUGCCAAUUUUUGAACAUUUUUUUUAAACAAAUAAAAACUGUAUAUGAUAAUAAU
Molecule: messenger RNA, 921 nt
Organism: Solenopsis invicta (red fire ant)
Lineage: Eukaryota; Metazoa; Arthropoda; Insecta; Hymenoptera; Formicidae
Gene: eIF3k
Product: eukaryotic translation initiation factor 3 subunit K
Exons: 4
Coding region: 92-742 (216 amino acids)
Biological process (GO): regulation of translational initiation
Cellular component (GO): cytoplasm; eukaryotic translation initiation factor 3 complex
Molecular function (GO): translation initiation factor activity; ribosome binding
Source: RefSeq, a predicted model, not a curated record